AUGGACUUUACGCAACAAGUCGACGCCGUGUCCCGCGCCGUCUGCAAAGACGUCCUCACGCUCGCCAGCGGUCAGCCCUCGCGCACCAUCAGCCUGCGCCAGACCUUUUCCACGCCGCGUCCUCCCGACCGCGCCGCCCUAUGGGACGCUCUCACCAAGCCCGAGCGCCUCGCCACGUGGUUCGCGCCCGUCUCGGGCGACUUGCGCACCAACGGACGCUAUAGCAUCGCCGGCAACGCGAGCGGCACCGUCACCGAGUGCCACCCUCCCCACGGCUUUGCCCUGUCCUGGGAAGUUGGCGACACCAUUAGCGCCGUGCGUGUCAACCUCGAAUUAUCAUCAUCAUCAUCAUCACCCUCCUCCGAUGGCGAUGACGGCAAGACGGUGGUCGAGCUGCGACACACGUUCCCCGUCGACGCCCACUGGAAAAAGUACGGACCGGGCGCGGGAGGCGUCGGCUGGGACAUGGUGCUGCUCGGGCUGGCGAUGCAUUUCCGGGGCAUGGCCAAGCCCUCGGACGAGGAGUGGGCGGCGUCGGACGAGGCCGCCGUGUUUGCGCAGAGGGCGAGCGACAAGUGGCGAGAGGCGGCGGUGCAGGGCGGCGAGGACGAGGCGUGGGCAAAGGAGGCGGGCGACAGGACGACGGCGUUUUACGUCCCUGGAUGGGAGGCUGGGUCGUCAAAGGCCUAA
Beauveria bassiana ARSEF 2860 is the source of this 690-nucleotide messenger RNA. Its product is annotated as activator of Hsp90 ATPase 1 family protein. The record is from RefSeq and is a predicted model, not a curated record. The transcript has a single exon. The coding region runs from base 1 to 690 and encodes 229 amino acids. Lineage: Eukaryota; Fungi; Ascomycota; Sordariomycetes; Hypocreales; Cordycipitaceae.